CAUUCUCCAAAAUCGUUCAAUAUCAUUAAAUCCCCCCUUGCCGUUCCCAACACCGCUAGAGCUCUUUCACCUUCAUACCAACAAUGGCGCCAACGAAAGCCGAAAAGAAGCCCGCAGAGAAGAAGCCAGCGGAGAAAACCCCUUCCUCGGCAGAGAAGAAGCCAAAGGCUGAGAAGAAGAUCGCCAAAGACAGUGGCGACAAGAAGAAGAAGAAGAUCAAAAAGAGCACCGAGACUUACAAGAUCUACAUUUUCAAGGUUUUGAAGCAGGUUCAUCCCGACAUUGGAAUCUCCAGCAAGGCAAUGGGCAUCAUGAACAGUUUCAUCAACGAUAUCUUCGAAAAACUUGCUCAAGAGGCUUCGAAAUUGGCAAGAUACAACAAGAAACCUACGAUCACCUCACGGGAGAUCCAAACCGCCGUUCGAUUAGUGUUGCCUGGUGAGUUAGCGAAGCACGCUGUUUCUGAAGGAACUAAGGCCGUAACCAAAUUUACAAGCUCUUAGAUUCCGGUGUCGGUGAAUUUUGGAAUUAGGGUUUCGUUUUGGGUACUUUUUGUGUAGAUCUUGGUCUCUCUGGUUACAGGUGUAUCGAAAUGCCUAUAGUUUUAAUGGAUAACAAAGUUCUUUCUUCGGUA
Messenger RNA from Cucumis melo (muskmelon), 634 nucleotides. RefSeq names its product probable histone H2B.3. Gene Ontology annotation, biological process: nucleosome assembly. The transcript has a single exon. NCBI's taxonomy places the organism in Eukaryota, Viridiplantae, Streptophyta, Magnoliopsida, Cucurbitales, Cucurbitaceae. The coding region runs from base 84 to 503 and encodes 139 amino acids. Gene Ontology annotation, molecular function: DNA binding; structural constituent of chromatin; protein heterodimerization activity. Gene Ontology annotation, cellular component: nucleosome. The record is from RefSeq and is a predicted model, not a curated record.